CGUACGUUGAGCGCGGGAGGGAUUUCGGAUGGGAUCCCAAUGAGGUAUUACAUUGCGUCAGGCGUCGUCAACCCUUUCACAAGCCUGAAAAACCUCAAUGUUUUAGAAUAUUGCAAUAAGUUGUAGCCUUGUGUAAAUCCUUGAGGAUUAUGUUAAGUUGGACGUAUACGGGUGUAAAUACAAGUAUCGAGGGGGCAGGAGGUCAGAAUUGUAUUAAUUAUAUUACAACAAAAAGAAGGUUCUUCGAAUCUACAUGUGUCUGCAUAACAUUCUUAUACACUCUCUAUUGGUCGUAUUUAAAAUUUAGUGUUGGAAAUCCUCGUCAUUCUAAUGAACAAACAAAGCUCAGACAGAUACUUCUUGUAUUGCACACGUUUGUAUUUGGGAUUGAAAUAGGCUUCAAGCUAGCCACUAGCACGCUUAUUUGGAUCUUAAAUCCGUGUCACAUUAUAACCAUACUACAGAUAUUAUUUUUGGCUUCAUCGUCAUCUUGGCUUACAACUUUUAUUUUUCGAAUCCACUUACAUAUGAUGAAUGGUCCUUUGUUAGCGUUAACUUUCCCAAUAUUGAACACUCGUUCCGUAAGUUCUUACUGACGUUCAUGUUAAUCCAUUAGUUUUCUGUGUGGUUGCUUUUUUAAUUAAGGCUCAUUGGGUAAGCAGUAAUACGUAUGGCUUUUCUACCGUAAAUUGCAAGUGAAACAAUACUAGUCACUUGAAUCCCUGAGACCACAUUUCCAGAUAGUUUACAGUUUAUUUUGUUUUGUUCUGACCUGCGUUAUUUUGUUUGAUAAGUUUGAUGUGUUAAUAUUUGUGUUUAAAACACGAACAUGGUGCAAAAUACAGAUCAAUAAGCAACCGAUUAAAUGAUCAAUAUCAACCUUAGAUCAAGUGUGAGAUUCUAUUUACCGACUUCACUACGUUUUUUAGUGACUGAUAUCACAGUCUGAUAGUUACUACAUAUAGAAGUAAUUUGAAGCAAAAUGUAUAGGUCGUCUAUAAGGAUAUUCAACUCACUAAAGAACUCAUGAGAAUUUACUUGUUAUCGCACUUCUUGUUCAAUAGCGAACGCCUAACCACAAUUACACCCGAUUAUGGAUAUUUUUUCAAACGUUCAAAAAGCCAUAUUAAUGAUUAUGGUUAUUAUUAUUAUUUUACUAUGUAGUAUGCGAGCAUCACAUGAUCUCCAGGGUUGAUGUAGGUUUCCAGGUAAGCAACUUGAUCUCUUGUUUAAAAGGCACCCAAUGUACUGUUUAGCUCAAUACAGUAAUGCUUAACUCGUUGCGAAUAUAACUAUCAGGAUAAGUGGAUUACUUCUUAUUGAGUUUCUGUACUCACAAUCGUCUUUAACUGAAAUGUAUAUUAAUCAGUAAUUUUUCAAUGAGUAAAAAUAAAUGUUUGUAUUUAACUUAAAAUCAGAAAGUGCAAUUAUUUACGUUCUAAUUCGUUCCAUCAAACCAGGAAUUUAAGUUCACCGGUAAGAGAGUUCUCGAAAAUCAGGAAGCUGAACUUACCACUCAUUAUACGUACUCAUGCACUUGGCUUCUAUGACGCCAAUAUUUGUGAUAACCUCGGAAUACGAUUCAGUAAACUUGAAUAACUACAUUAGUUUAGACAAAGAAUCUUCAGUAACUUCAAUAUACCUUCUAUAUAUUCUUUUCAGUGACAUAGGCGUCAGCGGAACAUCUUUCAGCGGUUUCUAGAGCCUUAUCAGGAUCGGAAAAAAUGUUUGAGAUAGCCAAAUAGUAUAUUUUAGAGGUUGGUAAAAUGAUAAUUUAGUCAAUCCAUUGAAAGACUAGUAGUUAAUUCGUUCUGUCGCGGAUGUUAUGAUUAGGUAUCUAUUAAUUCUAAGCUUUGGUUGAAACGUAAUAUGAUGAACUUAUGUUUAGUAAGUCACGGUUGAGUCUAAUAAUUGUUAAUAUAAGUUUGGUUGGUUAUAAUAGAAAAGUAUCUAGAUAUACUUCUGUAAGGUCCACCCGUACUUCCAUUUGUGUAUCGAGUCUCAGUACAUAAAUAAACACAUUUUGUUACUUUGAAUAACCUUGUCAACUUUUGUUAGAAUCACCUUUCAUAUCUCGAUUCCAUUUUUUUUAAUGCUUCACCGGACACCAAUUGAAGCCGACAUGUUCAUUGUUCCUUUCCGAAUCAUUUAAUUAAUCGAUAGUUACACUUUUAACAUCCGGAACUCAUUUCAACUUAAGAUUGCGAAUCUCAAGGGACUGGUAUUACAAUUUCUAGAAACCUAGUUCUGAUGUCUAAUGUAGUCAGGGAUUAUGACAAUUUCAGAUUAGGAAGUCUAUUAUACGUCAUUAUAUGUGAAAAUUAUACUUGAAACAGUCUCAGCGAUUGAAAUUUAAAUAAUUCUAACGUUUCGUCCAGCUACUUGUCUGGACUUCUUCAUGGUAAAAAUCAAAAUCAUUAAAUAAAUAUAUAGCGUUUUCAACAGUCAAAUCCAUACUGUGUUAAUGCAAUCAUGUUUGGAUCUUGACUUUUAGUAAAUAGGGUAACAUAAGUCAAUUAAAUGCGAAACAUGUGAAAAGUUCAUGAUGUGAAAAUAAAUGACUGGACAAAUUGUGCCUUUAUGUAUGUGUAAAAUUGAGUUAUUAAUGACUGAUAUUCGAUGUUUUUAUAUGAACGAAAAAUAAAAGUACAAGUUGAAGGUUGAAAAUUGUUCCUGAAUCAUUGAAGUGCCAGUAGGUGUAGUCAUAACUGAUAUACUCAUAAUAUUUAUGUUAAAGCCCAGCAAUUUUCAGCGUCUCGAACACAUAUUUUAACACAUCUUUUGAGUCACUAAACGACGUGUUCCGAUGAUUGGACUAAAUUUACUGAGAAAUUUGAUGACUUGUGUAUAACAAGAGUUCUAACGUAGUUCUUUACAUUUUUUAAAGCUGCCAUUCGAACAUGUGACCUACUUCGUGCAACAUAUUCUGAUUAUUUUAAUUCCUGCUAGCUUUUUGAAUCAGAGUAGUGAAUUUUCAGUUGAACCAAUUGAUGAUUUUUCAUGGGUGAUAUUUUCUUUAAGUAUACAGGUUCUGUAUCAUUUCUUAGUCCUACAACCCAUUGCUUUGAUGACCGGAAUUAAUCUUAACAAUAUUCUGUGCCCAGCUAUAAGCGAUCCAUUCCCUGGCCCAAAUUAUCGUUUAUGGGCAGUCUUUCACCAGUCUGUUAUAAUAUUAGUUCUGGGAAAGAUUUUUACUUUGUUUUUGCUUCGAUUAAAUACACGAAAGGUGCCUUGGUUAUGUCUGAAUUCCAAUAAACAUGAUCAGAAAUCUGUUAUAGAAAGAGUAUUUGAAUCUAGUUCAUCAAAUAUAUCAGGUGGCAAAAUCACCCCACCUUGGUAUUGGCCUGAUCUAUUCCGAUAUCACACAUAUCUUGAAACUGAUGCCAAAAACGAUGAAGUUGUAAGCAUAUCCGAUAAUAAGGAUUAUUAGAAGCUGUCACCUGAAUCGGUUAUUAUCUCUAUGAACUCACCAAAAGUAAAGAAUCUCCAUAUUUAUUUUGUUAUGCACUAAAUACCUCGUUUUCUCUUUUUCCAGUUCUUUCUUGCACAUAAUGAUUUCCCUUUUGAUUAUUAACUAAAUAUAUAUUCCAUUUUUGCUAUCACCGACUCAAAUAAAUAUUUGUGAUAACGAACUUAUUUCUACUCAGAGUGUAAACCUGUGCAAAUCAUUCUAGCAAUAUAUAUCUUACCAAUUGCCUUCUUCAUCGUUAUUUUCCGUGGUUGUUAUUGUACAGUUUUUUGUUUGCUUAUUUUUUCAUAUGCAUGUUUACACUUCUACAGACAUCUCGUGAAUUAUACAAGAUCUUUUCAGGUAGUUACCAUCGGUUUUCCAUAUUUUUCUCUUUUUUAAAAAAGUAUUUGGGUAUUGUUUUAUAUUCUAUGUAAAAAACAGUGAACCAGGUAAUAAUUAAUAAAAAUACUUAUCAGUUACUCGCAAUUAUCCAUCCAGUGAAUACUUAUGUUUAAACUACCUAUUGCUUCUUAUGUAUUGCCCACCUUUUUAUAGUCAGCUUAUUUCGGUUGUGUCUGCUCUAUUUUCUACGAACUUGAGUUAAUAUUGAGUUGCAUAAAUUUGAUUUCCUUUAUUUUUGAAAUAUUUCAAUACACUUUGUUUUUUCUGUGUUUCUGUCUACGAUAUGUAUGAUUUAUUUCCAAAACUUUUCUCAGUCUGUAUGUGUAGUUUGCUAAUUGCAGAAAACGCCGAAGUGCUUCCAGCUGCUUCAUUUGUUUUUUUCUAAGAAAAUAAUAUACUCAUUGAUAUUUAUGUUAAUUGUUCUGUUUAAUAAAUUUCGGUGUAAACUAAUUCUAAUAAACAGUGUAUAAACAUUAUGUAGUAUCGUUCUUGAUUAAUUGUAUGACUGCCAUUGUUUCCUAGUUUGAUCCUUUAUGAUAAAUAUUACAUCUGAUAUUGAAUAUUUGUACAGUUUCAUUGUUAUAUUUUAUUCAAUGCGACCUACAGUUUUUCCUUAAUGUACAAUGACUUAUUCAGAAGAACUAAAAUACUUGUAACCAUGUUAGUAUUUUAAUAGUUGAUUUUAAUUCCAUCCCAACCUUAAAAUCUGUGUUCAUAGUGAAAAAGGAUAUUUGUUUUUUCUAUGAACAGGAAUUAUCGUAAUACGACUUUUAUUCAUGUCGAACUAUGAUUAGAAUUUUGUCUUACAGGUUUCGAUUCUCAAACCUAAGUCGUUCAGACAGGGGCUCGAAGCACUCGGCAUCAGCUAAAGUUUGGCUCAGUGCAUAAUAUCCAUCAGCUCUCAUAUGCAAUAAUUGGGGUCAAAGUCUUACACACAGGGUUACUUAGUACCUUCAGUCUGCUGUAAAUGAAAUCACCUAAUGCUGAAAACAACCAUGCUUACAUCAGCUGAUUAGACCGUAAAUCAAAUUAAUGUUUAGGUGUAUAUGUGAUUCUCCAAUAUGUAUGAACAUACUGUGUAAAUUUUCCCCUAUAUUCUCACAAAUCAGAGCAAUAAAUCAAGGGAACGUUUUUCUGUACCGAGUUAUUAAACGAACAGAUUGCAAGAAGUCACUUGCGUAUGACUAUCAAUGCCCAUUAGUUCAAUCUUUUAUCCCGCCAGCAGUGAUAAUUUCUAAACAUAGUCACAUGCGUCAACACUCUAAGUGAUUAAAACUCAUUAGAACCGUCAUUCAUUAUAUCAUUUCUAGAGUCCUAACAUGACUACAGCUAUUACGAAAAAUUUUACUUACGCACAGUAGGAUGACAUGUUCUUUCCAGAAAAAAUCACAAUUUUGAUACAAAAGAGUACAGCGUAGUUUUCAUAACUGAUUUCUGCAGCUUAUAUUUAUCCUGGGAGAUAAAUUUAUUUUUUUAGCAAUGGCUCCUUUGACUACUACUGUGGAUCAGUACAAAUUAUCUUCUCUUCCAACUGAUGGUGUUACUGCUGUUCGUUUCCAACCUGGGAAAGCGGCUCCACAAUUCCUAGUCGCUUCAAGUUGGGACUGUACGGUGCGAAUUUAUGAUGUGGCUUCAGGAAGUCAACGUUUGUUUUAUCAACAUAGUACUCCAGUUUUAGACACCGCUUUUUCUGAUACUGUACACGUUGUCAGCGGUUCACUAGAUGGAGAAUUAAAAUUGUUCGACUGCAACACUAAUCAGAAUCAAACUUUAGGUUCAUGUUUGAGAGCUAUUAGUACGAUGCAUUACAAUUCAAAUAUUCAGGCUUGUAUCACUGGUAGUUGGGAUUGUACUGUACGUAUAUGGGACCCACGUGCUUCUGUAGCAUCAUCCAAUGCAACUGAUUCAAAAGGUGGAGCACAAAGUGUUCAUCGUCAACCUAGUACAGUGUAUACGAUGGAUAGUAUACGCAACCAACUGGUUGUAGGUACAGCUGGACGUCAUGUACUAAUAUGGGAUCUCCGUCAAAUGCAUGCACCUUUAGAACAGCGUGAAUCAAGCCUCAGAUACCAAACUCGAUGUAUCCAAUGUUUUCCAAAUGGACAGGGUUAUAUAUUAGGUUCAAUUGAAGGUCGGAUAGCUGUCGAAAUGUUUGAUCCUAGUCCGGAGGUUCAAAAGAAAAAAUAUGCUUUUAAAUGCCAUCGUGUUAAAGAAGGCGAUAAAGAAACGAUUUAUCCAGUAAUUGCCAUUGCCUUUCAUCAAGGAUACAAUACGUUUGCUACAGGUGGUUGUGAUGGUAUUGUAAAUAUAUGGGAUGGAUUUAAUCGUAAAAGACUUGCUCAAUUAUCAAAGUAUCCAACUAGUAUAUCAAGUUUAGCAUUUUCUGAAGAUGGUAAUUUACUAGCUAUUGCUUCUUCAUACAUGUAUGAACGUGGUCCAAUUGAAAAUGAACCAGAACCAACUAUUUACAUAAGAAGUGUUGCUGAAAAUGAAGUCAAACCUAAACAUAUCAGUAAUACUAAUAAUGUUAGUGCUACUGGUGGCGGAGGUGGUACUGCUGGAGCCAAUGUUGGUUAUAAAGGUUAAAGAUAAAAUCAGAAGCAAUUAUGAAUUUAAUAUUUGUUUUUCCAUAAUCCUGUAAAAUAAACAUUUCCAUAUCAAAUCAUUUUGUUAAAUAUUUAAAAAAUACAUAUAUGUAUCUGUCUAGUCUCAUUUUUGUGUAACUCUUAUAAAUAUCAUUUUCUGGAGAUUGAAUUUGUAUAUCAAUAUUAAACUAUUUCGUUAUAUCACAUAUAAGCGGACAGCAUAUCACUUUAACAGUAGUUUAUCAAACUUAAUUUAGUAAGUCUUCCAAAUAAGACGAAACGGGCGUCCUGAAUUCCACUGCUAGGCACUAUCCAUCUUUGCAUAUAAUGCUUGCGAAUUAAGGUUAUAUCGAGGCAGUAUGCAUAUAUGCCAAUAAGAGACUGAUCAAUUGCAGUUCUAACCGUCAACCGGAAGAUUAAAACCAAGUGGAUUUAGUCUUCCAAAUUGUUUGGAGCAGUGGUUUAUUACUUAAGGCGUUUGACUUUCAGUCACUAAUUCCAAGGUAAAAAAAAAACAACCCGCUCCACCUAUUUCGACGUAGGUAACCAAGAAGAAUCAUUAGUCUUUACACGUAGAAUGUGGCUCAUAUCGAAGUACAUGGUGAAUGUCUCAAUUUUUUAUUGUUUAUAAAUUAGUUAGGUUAUAAAAGUAAUUUGACUGACAAUAACAAUUGAUGUGGUAGUGUAACAUGAAUUUAUUAUAUUUCUCGUCAUCUGCUUACAGCCUAAACAUAUUAGUAUGAAUCAUUAAAAAUCAGUAUACAUACUUUAUAUCAUAGCAUUGGAAGCGUUUUCGUCACUAAAGAUUAUUGAGAAGAGCAAUAGGUAUGGAAGAACGAUAAGAGAUGUUCAUAUGUUAAUUAAUGGACUGAAUACAAGAAUAUUCUUGAGUAAACAACUAAAAACAAUUACUUAGAAAUAAUAUAUAUAAACAUAUCACCC
Schistosoma haematobium is the source of this 7380-nucleotide messenger RNA. Its product is annotated as mitotic spindle checkpoint protein Bub3. Gene Ontology annotation, molecular function: ubiquitin binding. Gene Ontology annotation, cellular component: kinetochore; bub1-bub3 complex; mitotic checkpoint complex. The record is from RefSeq and is a predicted model, not a curated record. Gene Ontology annotation, biological process: mitotic spindle assembly checkpoint signaling. Bases 5333 to 6439 code for a protein of 368 amino acids. Lineage: Eukaryota; Metazoa; Platyhelminthes; Trematoda; Strigeidida; Schistosomatidae. The transcript has 7 exons.